Messenger RNA from Mus pahari (shrew mouse), 1437 nucleotides. RefSeq names its product alpha-1-antitrypsin 1-3. Lineage: Eukaryota; Metazoa; Chordata; Mammalia; Rodentia; Muridae. The record is from RefSeq and is a predicted model, not a curated record. Gene Ontology annotation, biological process: negative regulation of endopeptidase activity. The transcript has 5 exons. Gene Ontology annotation, molecular function: serine-type endopeptidase inhibitor activity. Bases 109 to 1350 code for a protein of 413 amino acids.
AAACUCCCCCAUCUCCACCUCAGCUCCCACUGCUUAAAUACAGACAAGGACAGGGCUCUGUCUCCUCAGCCUUGGUCACCACCCAGCUCUGGGACAGCCAAGCUGAAAAUGACUCCCUCCAUCUCAUGGGGUCUAGUGCUUCUGGCAGGCCUGUGUUGCCUGGUCCCCAGCUUUCUGGCUGAGAGUGUCCAGGAGACAGACACUUCCCAGAAGGAUCAGUCCCCAGCCUCUCAUGAGAUCGCUACAAACCUGGGAGACUUCGCCUUCAGCCUAUACAGGGAGCUGGUCCAUCAGUCCAACACUUCCAACAUCUUCUUCUCCCCAGUGAGCAUUGCCACAGCCUUUGCUAUGCUCUCCCUAGGGAGCAAGGGUGACACUCACACGCAGAUUCUAGAGGGCCUGCGCUUCAACCUCACACAAGUAUCAGAGGCUGACAUCCACAAGGCCUUCCAACACCUCCUCCAAACCCUCAACAAGCCAAACAGUGAGCUGCAGCUGAGCUCGGGCAAUGGCCUCUUUGUCGACAAUAAACUGAAGCUGGGAGAGAAGUUUGUGGAAGAGGCCAAGACCCAUUACCACUCAGAAGCCUUCUCCGUCAACUUUGCAGAGUCAGAGGAGGCCAUGAAAGCGAUUAAUGAUUUUGUGGAGAAGGGAACCCAGGGGAAGAUAGUUGAUGCGGUGAAAGACCUGGACAAAGACACAGUUUUCGCCCUGGCGAAUUACAUUUUCUUUAAAGGCAAGUGGAAGAAGCCAUUCGAUCCCGAGCACACUGCAGACGCUGACUUCCACGUGGACGAGUCCACCACGGUGAAGGUGCCCAUGAUGACCCUCACGAGCAUGUUUGACGUGCACUAUUGCACCACGCUGUCCAGCUGGGUGGUGCUGAUGGAUUACCUGGGCAACGCCACUGCUGUCUUCCUCCUGCCCGAUGAUGGCAAGAUGCAGCAUCUGGAGCAAACUCUCAACAAGGAGCUCAUCUCUAAGUUCCUGCUAAGCAGGCGCACAAGGUUAGCCGAGAUCCACUUCCCCAAACUGUCCAUCUCUGGAAGCUAUGACUUGAAGACGCUCAUGAGUCCACUGGGCAUCACCCGGGUCUUCAACAAUGGGGCUGACCUCUCCAGAAUCACAGAGGAGAAUGCUCCCCUGAAGCUCAGCAAGGCUGUGCAUAAGGCUGUGCUGACCAUUGAUGAGCAAGGAACAGAAGCUGCAGGAACCACAGUACUUGGAGCCGUUCCCAUGUCUAUGCCCCCUACCGUGAACUUCAACCACCCUUUCAUUUUCAUAAUAUUUGAAACACACAGUCAGAGCCCCCUCUUUGUGGGAAAAGUGGUGGAUCCCACACGUAAAUGACCACCUUAAGAAGUCACCCUUCCUUCUGAAUUGGGUUCCCUUCCAUUAAACAUAGGCUGCCCUGGCCCGUGCCUGAUGCUACAGCAA